GCGGCACCAAAGAUUUCCACAGCUGACAGAAUGAGAUGGUCAUGGACGCUCAUGUUUUUGAUGCUUUGGGUACAUUCGGUAGCGGCAUCCACUGCGACCAUGGCUCUCCAAAGCAUGGUGGCAGGAGCACAGACGUUGGUGGAUGUAGCAUUGACCACCACCGUCGCAAUUCCAGUGGGCGGCUCCAUUCGAGUCACGUUCCCGUCGGGGUUUAUGGUCACCCCCACGGCCAUCACUUCGCCUGUGGGCCUCGACGCCGCAAGUUCGCUCUCGAUGCUUGGCACCGUGCCCAAGAUUACCAUUGCCGCCACGGCCGUUGCGGCUGGCACAGUGUCGUUUACACUCAACGGGGUAUUCAACCCAGGUGUUGGCGCGACGUCACCUUUCGACGUGUCCACGUACAACGCAACUGGGUUUCUCUUGGAAUCUGCGACAGUCCCGGCCAAAGUCAUAACAGCCAACGAUGCCCUCAUUGCGUCAGUUUCUAGCAAUUCCACGGCCGGCGCGAAUCGACCUUGGCAAGUCACUGUGACAAGUGCAGUGACGUUGCCUGCGGGGUCGAUUAUGCGAGUGACCUUUCCGGCUCGAUAUGUGGUCCAAUCGGUGGGGGUGCUGGACACAACUGGGUUUGGCGCGACCACGUACUCGUCGUGGACAAGUGGCAACGAUGUCAAUUUGGGCGUGGCGACGUUUCCACUGGUGCCAGGGACGUACAAGUACACCCUGCAGGGCAUUACAAACCCCGGCUCAUCGUGCAACCAAUUCUACGACGAAGCGUGUGUGACAGCGUGGGAAAACCUCGUCGUGUCCACACUGGACGUCAACGGCAACACGUUUCAGUCCAUGUCCGUACCUGCAACGCCCAUCAUCAAGUCGAAUCUGCGGUUUGCACGAGUCCGAACCGCCCUCACAACGCCCAACACGGUCACGUCAGCAUAUGUGUUGUUCAACACGAUGACUGUGAUCCCCGUCGGGGGGCACAUCGUUGUGACAUUUCCAACGGGAUUUACGCUAAGUCCUGCGGGCACUGUCAUGUUCAACAACGGCAUCAACAGCAUGAGCACAGCGACGAUCUCUGGGUUAACCGUGCAGGUCACGGUCGCAUCUUCGUCCGUGGCGAUUCAAAACGGCGUAAAAUUCACCCUCAGUGGGGUCACCACGCCACCGCUGCACACCUCUGGAUCGUAUCAAGUGCAAACCACCGACAGCCUCAACAACGUGCUCGAAGAAAGUGCCAACAUUGGUGGCGUGGGCUGCCGUUUCUUGAACGACUGCAGCGGCCAUGGGGACUGCACCCUCAUGAGCAGCACGUGUACUUGCCACCCUGGCUUUGGUGCCUCGUCUGACGUGGCCGAGUACAAAGCCCCCGAUUGCUCCGUUCGUACAUGUCCGUCCGACCUGGCGUGGUCCGAUAUCCCGAGUUCUGCAUCCCUGGCGCAUCAAACGGUGCUUGAAUGCUCUGGGCGCGGUCUGUGUAAUCGCACGUCGGGAACCUGCCUCUGCGUUCCUGGAUACGAAGGCAACGCGUGUCAACGAACGUCUUGUCCUAACAAUUGCUCGGGGCACGGUCGCUGCUUGAGUGUCAGCGACUGGUCCGCCAGUACCUCGGCCCUCCCCCUGUCCACUCCAACCACCUACUCGCAAUGGGACGCCAAUCGCAUCUACGGGUGUGUAUGUGACUCAUCAUGGCCAGUUGGCCUCGGCGCAGGCGACACGCGAGUGGCCGAGUGGUUUGGAGCAGAUUGUUCCUUGCGUACACAAUCCCCAUCUGAUGUUUUCAAUUGCCCACAGACAUAAACCUGUUAGGCCAUUGUCCAAGUGGAGACGACCCGCUGACCCCCCAAGAUGAGACCGACUGCAGUGGCGUGCCAGCACCUGGGGGGGUGGGUGUCGGGGCUGCGGGCAACAAGUGUUUUGUCGAGUGUUCGAAUCGAGGGGUGUGCUUUUUUCAAGUUGGACGAUGCCGCUGUGCCUCUGGCUUCUCUGGUUCAGCCUGCCACAAGCAAAAUGUCUUGUCGGAAAACAAGCCCUUGUCGAUUGUCGAGGUGGUGUUAGGUGGUUGGUAGAAAUAGUUGGUGUUAUACAGUAUGUACAGUAUGCCCAGAUUCUAUGGCGAGGGCAACCCCAUAAGAUUCAUGAACCGAGCUGUAAAGCAAUAUCUAAUAACGUUAGCGGUGCAAUUCCCACGAUGGA
This is a messenger RNA of Aphanomyces astaci, 2193 nucleotides long. RefSeq lists its product as hypothetical. The coding region runs from base 31 to 1797 and encodes 588 amino acids. The record is from RefSeq and is a predicted model, not a curated record. The transcript is spliced from 6 exons. Lineage: Eukaryota; Oomycota; Saprolegniomycetes; Saprolegniales; Verrucalvaceae.